AUGGCUCGGGACGGCGCCAAUAGCCUCAAGGCAGUCAAGAAAGUUUCACUGGUGGCUGCAAUAGUUGCUGCAGCAAUACUGAGCGACACAGCGUGUGGCGCCGGACGUACUGUUUGGUCACCACGUCGCCGUAGUCCUUCUCCGCCGCGCUCAGGUCGAAGAGGACCAGCGGUGGAGCUGCCGCCAGUGUGCUCGUUUGGAUGGCCGUGCGACCCGGAGCCGGAGGAGGGCAACAGCACCGUCGUCUUCUCCUGCGACGUGGAGAACAGGAUGGGAGACACCAUCUAUCUCCAGUGCGACGGCGAUUUCUGGGCCUUCGCCGUGGGCAGCGGCGAGACCGUCCGCCACCGGCUGUACGACGACCGCAGCAAGGUAUCCUGCGCGUGGGCGUUCGACGGCAACUACAAGAGCGGCGUCGCGGCGUGGGACCCCAACUGGCCCGAAGCAUCCUCGUGCCGGGUGGACGCCGCCGCCGCCGGCCGCCAGGACUGCCGCCUUCUGUUCGAGAACCGCGAGGCCGUUCUACUGACGGCGACCGGCGGGCGGCACGUGCUCGGCGGCCUGCAGUUGUGCAUUGACAAGCCUACCCCGUGGUACGCACGGGCGCCAUGGGCCGAUUCCUGCGCCGCCUACCCCAACACCACCACCCGCCCGUACGUCGGCACCGUGCAGCCCUCCUGGAUGGCAGCUCUUCUCUCCAUGGACCACUGACCGCCGGCCGGCGCCGGCAAUAAUCUAUCUACCUAUAUAUAUGUACCAAGCAUGCUCUUAUAUAUGCACCAAGCAUGGAAUGAUGAGAGCUGUGCUACAAAAUCUACAUACAUAUAGCCAGCUAUCUCUCUCAACCUCUCGUCAUUCCGAUCCGUGUAAUAAUAAAUAACAAGUGCCUGUACGUAAUCACUACUUAUAAUUUCUACUGUAUCCUAUGUAGAGCAUGCGUCUGAAUGUGCAUGCAGUGUUGUGCUUCGAUCACCACUUGUAUGGCUCCAAUGGAUGGUUUCCUUUCAAUAAAAAUGGAUUA
Oryza brachyantha (malo sina) is the source of this 1021-nucleotide messenger RNA. RefSeq lists its product as uncharacterized. The transcript has a single exon. The coding region runs from base 1 to 711 and encodes 236 amino acids. The record is from RefSeq and is a predicted model, not a curated record. NCBI's taxonomy places the organism in Eukaryota, Viridiplantae, Streptophyta, Magnoliopsida, Poales, Poaceae.